AUGAAUGCGAAUUACAAACAUUGUGACAAACACAUUGUUAAAGGAACAACAAUGGCGGUUGAAGGAGCGACACCAGAAAAAAGCGAUGGCCCGAAAGUUAACGAAACAUUCCUUGCAGCUAAAGAUCGUUAUGGUGAAAUCCUAGCUGACGUUUAUAAUGCUCGUGGUACUUUAAAUGAAAAAUACCGUAAAGAAGCAGUGGAAAAAUUAAAUGUUACAGCAUCGUAUCCCUCGGGUAUACCACAAAUCGAUUUUACACCAUUGAUACCUCCAGAAUUAAGAGGUGAUGUUGGCAUUGUUAAUGAUUUGUCAAAAAAGCUAGGUGAGGCUGUACGACAUAAACAACGAAUUGCUCGGGCUAAUUUUAUUUGUGACCACAAAGCCAACCAACUGCUUGGGAUUUUCGAAAGAAGUACAGUAAAAGAGACAAGAUGGAAAGAAUUAUUGGAUUUAAUCAAUGAAACCAAGUAUGAACAACAAUGGACUGGAAGUAUGCCGAGUGUCGAAUGGUUUAUGCGGCGAAAAGCUGGAAUUCUCAUAGGGGGUGUGAGUCUUUUUACGGAACACUUACUCACAAUUUUUUCCGGUCGAUCUUCCCAUGACCAAGACAUCGAUAAUUCAUUGGUAUUUCCACAGUCAAGCCGAUUGAUAGCAGAAGAUGACGAUGGAUUAAAACCUAUUAUGGUUCGUUUAUGGUUCGCUAAAGCAUCAGUACGAAAAUAUGAGAUCAGUAUGUGA
Messenger RNA from Dracunculus medinensis (Guinea worm), 738 nucleotides. Lineage: Eukaryota; Metazoa; Nematoda; Chromadorea; Rhabditida; Dracunculidae. The record is from the annotation of a GenBank genome assembly.